GGUCCCAGGACAUGAAAUUGGCUCAGCGUGGCUCUGUGGUAAAGAGUGCCUGGGCAUGAGCCCUGAAGACGGAAACAACCUACCACUGCCCGGCCGCCUGUCAGUGCCGCGCAUGAUCGUCGCCCAGUUCGACAGUAUUCGACACGUGCACAUCUAUAAGAGGCUGGCGCCUGAAGUGUUCCGCGUCUUCCAUAACUUCCUCACCUCAUGUAACAGACACGCGUGGUUCACCGUCUUCUUGGCCACGUUUUUGCUCCUCCACCAUGUCGCUUGUGCCUCACAGGACCGCUACCGCUACGCCAAGCAGAAUUGCGAAGGAAAGCCACAGGACACGAGAUAUGGCAACUUAGAUCAGCCGCUAACUGGCUUCGUCGAGGAGCUGCACCAGGGCGCCGUCAUGCUCCUUGCACAUUGGCAAUACUUCAAGCGCUGUGACCUCAUGAACUUCAACUGGGAUGACGUCGGUGACUCCGCACUCAUGUCGUUGGAGCCCUACCAGGUCGAGUUCGUCAAGAAACUUGUUGCGGGCUUCAAGGAGAAGUCCGGGUUGAUUCCGACGACACCGGCCGAGGGUUGCUGGGAGCAUGAGCUGUUUUGGGUCUCCAGGAUGUUCGUUUCCGAGCUCUCGCCGAAGACGGGCUGGAUGCCACCGGAGGCGUUUACCCGCGACAAGCCCAGCGUGGGGAGGGAAUGAGAUAAGCAGGCAGAGCUUUAAGA
Messenger RNA from Thermothielavioides terrestris NRRL 8126, 717 nucleotides. RefSeq lists its product as uncharacterized. The transcript has 3 exons. Lineage: Eukaryota; Fungi; Ascomycota; Sordariomycetes; Sordariales; Chaetomiaceae. Bases 56 to 694 code for a protein of 212 amino acids. The record is from RefSeq and is a predicted model, not a curated record.